AUGGAAGUUAUUCAUGCAGUGCCCAAAUCUCAGUCCACCUCUCCUCCUUUCGCCGAUGCUUUCACCAUUAUACAACAAAGGUCUCCAGUGGCACUGGGCAGGAUGGAGGAAUUCUCUCGCAACCUAGCCACCUGGGCAGCGUCGCAGGCGUUUUCCCGAGUGGUUGUUCUUUCUGGAGCAGAUGCGCAACGAAGGCUGGCUCCUCAGAUUGAUGGGGAUCAGUUCCGUUUUCUUCUUGUAGACCCGUCGCUGCCCGCGCCCGCCUCCCCUCCCUCAUCUUCCUCGCCUGAACCAACUCAAUCUGCAUCGUUCAGCACGUCCCUCCUUCAAUCUCUUGGCUGGAAGCCUCUAGAGAGCUGCGAUCCAUUUGGUGGCCUUCCCUCUGCUUCCUCCUCGCUUCCAACGGGUGCUGAUGGUUCUGGAACAAGCACAGGGGAGAGAGGGAAUGAAGGUCACAUGGAGCCAGAACAAGAGGAGGCUGUUAUGGCAGGGGAAGAAGGUGAAGAGGAUCCGGGGCCGUUGAGGGGUGGUGAAUGGGGGCCUGAGCAAGGACUAAAGUGGAAAGCAGCCUUUCUCCGUAUCUGCAUUGCACUAAAGGAGGUCAACAUUCCCUCUAUUGCACUCCUCGUUUUUUGCUCUGAGGGAGACAAUGUGCCAGAUGCUUUUCACCUAGCAGAACGCCUCACUGCUCUUCUGCCGUCAUCCCUACUCCCAUCUUCUGCUCCACCAAUCACUGAUUUUUCUGGAAGCAUGGAUGGUAUGCACUACGACAGGCCAAGCGUUCCCGCUGUCCACUGUCCAGCUCUUGCAGCAACUCCUGUUUCCCGCAACCGCUUAAGCCGGCCCUCUCCCCGCUGCUCUCUUCGGUGUCCCGGUGCCGCGAGUGGCGCUGAGCAUUCCCUCAGCGCAAAUCUAGCGGCACCGCUGCGCCAGCGAUCGUUGGCGCAAACAAGCGCUGCUACGUCGAGGGGUUCAUUGACAGUGGUGGCGAUGGCGGAAUCAGCAAAGAAAGUUGCGAUACUGAUCAACGGCGCGCCCGGCAAGAUGGGGCGCGCGGUGGCGCAGUCCGCCAUCGCGGCGGGCGUGCCGAUAGUGCCGCUGGGGCUGACAGGCCCGGGGCUGCCCAAGGAGCGGCUGACGUACGGCGACGACGCGUCCGUGUACGUGGACGUGUUCCCCGCCGACGAGCGCGACGCGGUGCUGGCGGAGGCGCGCAAGGACUACCCGGAUCUGAUCGUCGUGGACUACACGUUGCCGGCCGCCGUUAACAGCAACGCGGAGUGGUACAUCAAGAACCGCGUGCCGUUUGUGAUGGGCACGACGGGCGGCGACCGCGCGAAGCUGGCGGCUGACGUGGAGGCGAGCGGGCUGCACGCGGUGAUCGCGCCGCAGAUGGGCAAGCAGGUCGUCGCGUUCCUCGCCGCGCUCGAGACGCUCGCGGAGCAGUGCCCGGGCGCGUACGCCGGGUACAAGCUCAAGGUGGUGGAGUCGCACCAGUCGUCCAAGGUGGACACGUCAGGCACGGCGAAAGAGGCCGUACGGUGCUUCCAGAAGCUCGGGGUCGACUAUGACGUCAGCAAGAUCGAGAUGGUGCGCGACCCAUCGGAGCAGAUGGCGCGCAUGGGCGUGCCGGAGAACUACCUCAACGGCCACGCCUUCCACACCUACCACCUCGACUCGCCCGACAACACGGUGUCAUUUGAGUUCCAGCACAACGUGUGUGGCCGCAGCAUCUAUGCCGAUGGCGCCAUUGAUGCCGUGCUCUUCCUCGCUCAGAAGAUCAAGGAGGGAGACACCAGCAAGACACUUUUCAACAUGAUUGAUGUUCUCAAAGCCGGGAGCAUGCGUUGA
Molecule: messenger RNA, 1851 nt
Organism: Closterium sp. Naga37s-1
Lineage: Eukaryota; Viridiplantae; Streptophyta; Zygnematophyceae; Desmidiales; Closteriaceae
Source: the annotation of a GenBank genome assembly